This is a messenger RNA of Rotaria socialis, 756 nucleotides long. The record is from the annotation of a GenBank genome assembly. NCBI's taxonomy places the organism in Eukaryota, Metazoa, Rotifera, Eurotatoria, Philodinida, Philodinidae.
AUGUUCGGCAAGUGUCAAAUAGUACCAGCACUUGCUUCAGCUGUUCAUGGUGCAAUCGAAGAGCUUCCACAUAUGCAUGAUUCUCCAUUACUUCUGACUAAUCGAAGUCGUGUAAUAUCAACAACAGCAUCACCACCACCACCACCGCAUUUAAUGAAUACGGAUUCACAUUCAUUAACUAAAUCUCGGGUAAAUUCAUUGCCAACAUAUAAUUGUACAACACCACAACUCGAUGCACGAAAAGCAUUUGCUUAUUUCGAUAAAAAUCGUGAUGGAAAAUUAACAAUUAAAGAAUUUAGAUCGGUUAUGCAUGAUUUAGGCUAUAAAACAGUCGAUAAACGUUUUAUUAAGAAAAUGUUUGCCGAAGCGAAUCAAAACGGUAAUAAACGUGCAUUAAGUUAUGAUGAAUUUGUAGGAUUUCUUGAGUCAAAACUUUCGUUCCAAAAUCUUACAUCAAAAGAUUUACCAACAACAGCCUUAUCAACAAUAACAACAACGAAUCAUUCAUCAUUAUCCGAUGAAAGCUGUUCUCUAUCAUUACCGAAAAUGCAACUUGACGUUGAAACAUUAUUUAAUUGCUAUGAUUUGGAUAAAAAUGGAUUUAUUGAGCCGAAAGAACUACGUAAAGUAAUGAAGCGUUUAAUUGGAGAAAAACUAUCCAAGCAAGAUAUUGAUGAAAUGAUAAGUGUGGCCGAUAAAAACGGUGACGGACUUUUGGAUAAGAGUGAAUUUGCACUCUUAUGUAAUGCUUUUUAA